AUGGAAACUGUACCUCUGUUGCUACUUUUCGUAUUAGUUAUUUUAAAGACAAUUCCCGUGGAAAUGUCCUCUUAUCAGGAUUUCCUUGACCUUGGUGACGACAUUGAUGGGUAUUCAAACCUGAGCACCAAUGACGAGGAAUUAGAGGAUGCAAGAAGGAAGGCAGUUGACCCACAGGGCAGUUGGCUAUCAUUUAUAGAACAUUCUAAACGUAUUCCGGACGGUAAACAAUCCGGACGGAAGCGGAAACAUAAACGGAACAACAGAUUGCGCUGUCCGCCAGGACCUAUGGGACCACCUGGCCCCCAAGGUCCUCGGGGAAUCCCGGGACCCCCCGGGGCUACAAUAACUCAAGAUGAAAUGAUGAGAGAAUUUCGGGCGAUGGUUAAAGAAGCUGCUGAAAAAAGAGCAGAGGAGUUGGUCAGUGAAAAGUGCAGCGCGUGCCAGGAGGCGGUGAACGGAAGUAGAAUUCGGGUUCCACAGGACGAUGCGGAAAUCUUGUCACAUGUUCCCCGAAUAUCUGUUGGCUUCCACAUGCAGCUCCGAAGAAACAUUGUGGUGUCAGGAAAAACUUUUCUGGAACUUAAAACAUUUCAUCAGCCUUUUGCCGGCGGGGCGUUUCACAGGGGUGAUACCUUCAACGCGAGGAGUGGUCGAUUUUCAGCACCUACUGACGGAAUAUACCAGUUUUCGCUCAAUCUUCAUAUUCGGGCAAAAAAGAAAAGUAGAAGAAGUAGUCUGAAAAAACGAGAUACGAUCAACACUCAAGUCUGCAUAGAUAGUUUAUGUCAAAAUUUUGCCUCCUUGAAGCAUUAUACUGGACUAGAAAGUAACAGUAAGGUGUUUACCGUGAGUUUCACAGGAUUUUUGGAACUAAAGGUCGGUCAAUACGCCUCUGUGUACGUUGACAACGCUUCCAAUCUAAAUGCCGUGGUACAGAGUGGGUCAGAUUUCACAGGUUUACUGAUAGGAUCGUGA
Messenger RNA from Ylistrum balloti, 978 nucleotides. RefSeq names its product adipolin-like. The transcript is spliced from 8 exons. The coding region runs from base 1 to 978 and encodes 325 amino acids. The record is from RefSeq and is a predicted model, not a curated record. Gene Ontology annotation, molecular function: hormone activity. NCBI's taxonomy places the organism in Eukaryota, Metazoa, Mollusca, Bivalvia, Pectinida, Pectinidae.